AUGACCUCAAACGCGCUGCUGAUCCACGCCGAGGUCGACAAGAUCAUCGCCAUCCUGCUCACCGACGCUGGUGCUGGCGCUGGCCAUUUCACGGGCCCGACACCUGAUGGUCCAGGCGGUGAGCGAGGGCGCCGCGGCGCAGGACCUCUCGCGCUUCUUCGAUCCCGGUGUGGCGGCCCGCAUUCGCGGGCGCGGAGAUGUCGAUUCAAGGCGGGCGAAGGCGAAUUGCGCGACGUCGCCAUCCUGACCGUCGACCUGCGGGGCUUCACCCGGCUGUCGACGGAACUGGCGCCGGACGAGGUGAUGAAGGUCCUGCAGGACUAUCAACACCGGAUCAACGUCGUGCGAAAUGCCGACAGCCAGAUCGUCGAUGGCAAUCCGAACGAGGUCCAGAAGGUCGUCGAUCUCUGGACGUUCCGUCGCGACACGACGUCGGGCGAUCCCAACUGGCAGCUCAUCAAGACCGAAAGCGAAGGCUAA
Messenger RNA from Ostertagia ostertagi, 480 nucleotides. Lineage: Eukaryota; Metazoa; Nematoda; Chromadorea; Rhabditida; Trichostrongylidae. The record is from the annotation of a GenBank genome assembly.